UGGGAUGUAUUAGUGAGUGCAUGGCUGGAGCCCAGUGCUGGGUAAGCCGAGGAACUCUGCACGGAGUGAACAGCCUGGACAAGCCCUCCUCUUCUCUGAGAUCUUUACUGUUGCAGUCCUUAUACAGUAGCCGUAGCUGUGUGCUUUGCUUUGACCCAUGACUCUGUGCCUCUCCUGUGAAGAGCCAGGAAAAUACAGUCGUGUGGCUAGGUGGGAUUCUUUUUGGUCCCUUCCACGUUUUUUGUGUGUGUGUGUGUGGCCUUUUGUGAUGUUGUCUGAGCAGAGGACGGUCCAUCACGGCUGGUAGCAAAAGGAACGGGCCAUGAGGGGUUGCACCUCCUGGUGUGAUGUGCGAUGAUUAUCCAAGGCUGCAGGGCAGGGAGAGCUGAGUUCUGCUGUGAGUGUGACAUCCCCUCUGCCAACUGGAUCACCGCUGCGGUGUCUGACGGUGAUGAGUAGAACAAGGGUUAAAGAGGGUUCGCCCAGAUUGAAAUGGUCCCGGUGAACGGAGCAACUUUGUAACGGCAGCUAGUACUUAUCUGUGUAAAACCGGCUGCAACCCCGCUGUGAGCUGCCGCCACCUUGACAGAUGCGCUGUGCUGCCUUCAGGAUCUCGCACAGAUGUUCCUCGUCCACCCGACAGGAAGCUUCGUCGAGCCAAGAUUAGCUUACUGAAGUCACCAACAGCAGUGAUUUUUUUCAAAGCUUUCCGGCUAUGCAGUGAAGAUCUGCAGCUAAGAAGCAGCUAUUUUUUUCCUCUCCGUGAAAGGUUAUAAAUGAUUAGCCCUUAUGACCAACAUGAGCUGGAGUUUUCUCACCCGUCUGCUAGAAGAAAUUCACAAUCACUCCACUUUUGUGGGGAAGGUCUGGCUCACCGUGCUGAUCGUCUUCCGUAUCGUCCUGACGGCUGUCGGAGGGGAGUCCAUAUACUCAGAUGAACAGAGCAAAUUCACGUGUAACACCAAGCAGCCGGGCUGUGACAACGUCUGCUACGAUGCCUUCGCACCGCUAUCACACGUCAGGUUCUGGGUCUUCCAGAUCAUCAUGAUCUCAACCCCUUCCAUCAUGUACCUGGGCUAUGCCAUCCACAGGAUCGCUAGGUCCUCCGAGGAGGAGAAGAGGCUUAAGGUACUCAAGAAGAAGAAGAAGCAGUUUGCUUUGAACUGGCAGGCUGUCCGUAACUUGGAAGACCCUUUGGAAGCAGACGAAGAGGAGCCCAUGAUCUCCGAUAACACGGUGGAAAAUGAGGAGAAAGCCAAAGCAAAUAAGAAGACCAAGGAGCAGCAGAAGCACGAUGGGAGGAAACGCAUCCAGCAAGAAGGACUGAUGAAGAUUUACGUCUUCCAGCUCAUUGCCAGAGCUUCAUUUGAAGUUUGUUUCUUGGUUGGGCAGUAUUUUCUCUAUGGCUUUGAGGUGGAAGCAUAUUUCGUCUGCAGCAGAGCCCCUUGCCCUCACACCGUGGACUGCUUUGUGUCAAGGCCGACAGAGAAGACCAUCUUCCUCCUGGUGAUGUAUGUUGUGAGCUGCCUGUGUCUGUUGCUCAACAUGUGUGAAAUGUUCCACUUGGGGUUUGGGACCAUUAGAGAUGCCAUUCGCAACAGAAAGAUUAAUAGUUUCAGGCAGCCUCCAUACAACUAUUCCUACUCGAAGAAUAUCUCCUGCCCUCCCGAGUAUAACCUGGUUGUGAAAUCGGAGAAGCCUGCAAAGGUCCCAAAUAGCUUGUUAGCCCAUGAGCAGAACUUGGCUAAUGUUGCUCAAGAACAACAGUGCACAAGCCCAGAUGAGAACAUCCCGCCAGAUCUGUCCACCCUUCAUAAACACUUGAGGGUGGCCCAGGAGCAGUUAGACAUAGCAUUCCAGAGCUACAAUGCCACUCAGGCCAACAUGCAGCCUUCCAGAACCAGUAGCCCACCUUCAGGUGGGACUGUGGUAGAACAGAACAGGGUCAAUACUGCCCAUGAGAAACAAGGCGCUAAGCCCAAAGCCAGUUCAGAAAAAGGUAGUUCUAGCAGCAAAGAUGGAAAGACUUCUGUAUGGAUAUAAUUGGGUGCUUGACCAUAGCUCACAGACAGGGCAAUGUAAGUAGAGGUUUGUUUUUUUCCCAGCAUUGUCUAGAAUUCAAUUCACAGAGCACAGGCACAAUUUGUACGUGGGAGUAAAUGUAGCUGAAGGAUGAGUUGUUUCAAACGUUACAUUUGAAUAAUGUCUUCUGGUGCGUUAACAAAGACACUCCCUUUCUUGCCUAGUCCAUAUUCUCUCUGGGAACCUCCGUCGAGCUAAACUGUAUGGUGCCCUCCCACCCCCCGGCACUGCUUAGGGGUGGGAGUAACAGCCUUUCUUCUUAUGUCACUUACUAGCUGUUUGCCCAGGAUGACCCACUGCAGGCUCUCUGCGACAGAGACUGGACUGACAAACGAGCUGGCUGGCGGGAAGGGGACUCUGUUGAUCAUUCAGAAGAAAAGUCAUGACUACCCCGAGCAACUCAUGUUCUGCAUCAUGAG
Molecule: messenger RNA, 2501 nt
Organism: Chrysemys picta bellii (western painted turtle)
Lineage: Eukaryota; Metazoa; Chordata; Testudines; Emydidae
Gene: GJC2
Product: gap junction protein gamma 2
Biological process (GO): cell-cell signaling
Cellular component (GO): connexin complex
Molecular function (GO): gap junction channel activity
Source: RefSeq, a predicted model, not a curated record